Messenger RNA from Papilio machaon (common yellow swallowtail), 3321 nucleotides. RefSeq names its product dynamin-like 120 kDa protein, mitochondrial (gene Opa1). The record is from RefSeq and is a predicted model, not a curated record. The transcript has 21 exons. Gene Ontology annotation, molecular function: GTPase activity; GTP binding; microtubule binding. Lineage: Eukaryota; Metazoa; Arthropoda; Insecta; Lepidoptera; Papilionidae. Gene Ontology annotation, biological process: mitochondrial fusion. Gene Ontology annotation, cellular component: microtubule; cytoplasm; mitochondrial membrane. The coding region runs from base 310 to 3159 and encodes 949 amino acids.
UAAAAAGAAACGUUUGCACACAAAAUUGAAAAUGGCCUUUGUAUUUGCAGCCCGAAACCUGUCAAAUUUUCAAAAUAUGAAGUGACUUACAUUAAUUCUUUAGUUGAUUGUGUAACUAUAUUUCGAUUAAAAACUAUUCAUAUAUAUUCGCUAAUAAUUAAUAGUUAUAAAACUAUUUAUCUGAUUUCUAUUUGUUACGCCGGUGGAGGUUAUGAAAUAAAAAUAUUUUAUACAACCUAUUGGUUAUAAUGUUGUAAGAUAUAACUACUCCAUCAAGUAUUUACUGCUACAGAAAUUGUUAUAUUCAUAAUGUCGAGAAUACUCCAUAACCGUCUCAGAUCAUCCCUCAAGAAAUCAACAGCUUGGUCAUGUUUUGAUAAACGGGCUGUGGCCUUUUCAAUAUGGACUGGAAAAAGCAUGCUAUUGUAUAAACCUAUUGAUCCAAUCAAUAUUCCGAGAAGGAAGUAUGGUAUGCUGAUUGCCAGAGCCGUGCGAGGAGUGCUGAAGAUUAGAUACCUUGUAUUGGGAGGUGCAGUAGGUGGAGGAAUGACGUUAAAUAAGAAAUAUUCAGAAUGGAAAGAUGGUCUUCCCGAUAUGGGCUGGUUAAAUGACCUUCUUCCUGAUAACGAUCAAUGGAACAGAUUUACAACAACACUACUUGAUGCUAAGGAUCGAAUUAGUGAUCAGUUACAAAUAGGUCGCGAGCUGACGCUGACGCUGGCCGCAGAUCCGAGGCUGCGUGAGGCGGGCGUGGAGCGCGCGGCCGAGCUGCGGGCCUGGCUGGCGCAGCGCUACGAGGACGCCGUCGCCGCAGCCGCUGCCAACAACACUGAACCAGCUCCACAGAAGAUACAGAACAACUUGCAGAGCAGACCUGCGCCGACCUCGACUCCCGUAAGAGGCUCUGCUGAGGAUGCUGCAGCUUAUGAGAAGCGAGUGCACGCGCUACAGGAGGAGGUGCUGGCGCUGCAGGCGCGGUACCAGCGCGAGCUGCAGCGCCUGGAGCAGGAGAACAGGGAGCUGCGCCAGCAGAACAUGCUGCUGCGUCAGGGCCGGCAGCCCCCACCCAGGAAACUGAAGCGGUCGCUGAUAGACAUGUACUCUGCGGUACUGGACGAGCUGUCAGGCUGGGAGUCAGGAGAGGCAGGUCGUCUGCCGCGUGUGGUGGUGGUGGGAGACCAGUCCGCCGGCAAGACCUCAGUGCUGGAGAUGAUCGCUCAGGCCAGGAUAUUCCCCAGGGGAGCGGGCGAGAUGUGCACCAGGGCUCCAGUGAAAGUGACCCUGUCAGAGGGUCCGUACCACGUGGCGCAGUUCCGCGACUCCUCCAGGGAGUUUGACCUCAACAAGGAAUCAGAUCUGGCAGAUCUACGCAAGGAGGUGGAGCUGCGCAUGCGCAACAGUGUGCGGGGAGGGCGCACAGUGUCCACUGAGGUGAUCGCGAUGUCGGUGCGCGGGCCCGGCCUGCCCCGCAUGGUGCUGGUGGACCUGCCCGGUGUCAUCUCUACGCAGACAGUAGACAUGGCGGCGGACACGAGAGACGCCAUCAAACAGAUGACGAGGACGUACAUGGAUAAUCCAAACGCUAUUAUACUCUGCAUACAGGACGGGUCAGUGGACGCUGAGCGCAGUAAUGUGACUGACCUGGUCUCCUCCUGCGACCCUCAGGGCAAGAGGACCAUAUUUGUACUCACCAAGGUCGACCUGGCUGAGGAGAACCUCGCAAAUCCUAAUAGAAUUCGUCGCAUCCUGGAAGGCAAGUUGUUCCCGAUGAAAGCCCUAGGUUACUACGCGGUGGUGACGGGUCGUAGCCGCAAAGACGACUCCAUACAGAGCAUACGCGAGUACGAGGAAAGAUUCUUCCGUUCAUCGAAACUGUUCAAAGACGGACUGGUGACACCAUCCCAGGUGACAACACGCAACCUGUCGCUGGCUGUGGCGGAGUGCUUCUGGCGCAUGGUGAGAGCUACAGUUGAGCAGCAGGCGGACGCUUUCAAAGCUAUGCGCUUCAACCUCGAGACUGAGUGGAAGAAUACCUUCCCCAGACAGCGCGAGCUGGACCGCGACGAGCUGUUCGAGCGGGCGCGCGCGGAGCUGCUGGACCAGUCGGCGGAGGUGUCGGCUGUGGCGGCUGCGGCCUGGGAGCGCCGGCUGCAGGACGCGCUCUGGACCGCCGCCAAGGACCGCGUCUUCUCCGGCAUCUACCUGCCCGCCGCUGCGCAGGCGCAUGAUGACGUCGACAAGUUCAACACAGUGGUGGACAUAAAGUUGCGGGAGUGGGCGGAGCGCGAGUUGCCCACUCAGUCGGUGUUGGCGGGGCGCGAGGCUCUGCGCGAGGAGUUCGCUGCGCUGAUGGCGCGUGCGCAGGACUCGGACCCCGUGUACGAGCCUGUCAAGAGGGAGGCUGUGGAGGAGGCCCUCAGGCGGCACACCUGGGAGGAGCGCGCACAGGAUGUGCUGCGCGUGCUGCAGCUGAACGCGCUGCAGGACCGCUGCGUGGCCUCGCGCGCUGAUUGGGACUCCGCCGUCACCCUCAUGGAGACUGCAUUGAAGGAGAAGCUUACUGCUGUACAUGAAGAAUUGAAGUCACUUACAGGACCAGGUUUCCGUGAGAAGUGGCUGUACUGGCAGUCGCCGUCUGAGGAGCAGCAGCGGCGCGGGGAGGUGCGAGCUGAGCUGGAGAGACUUGGCUCGAGCAGGCCCAGCCUCGCUCAUGAUGAGGUGGUCGCUGUGAGGGACAACCUGCGCAGGCGCGGAGUUGAAGUUGACAAUGAUUAUAUCAGGGAGACUUGGAAACCUGUUUAUUUAAAACAUUUCCUGGAGCGAGCGCAGACGCGGGCACGAGAUUGUAAGAAGAGCUUCUACUUGUACAGUCAGCAGAAUGGUACAGAGAAGGAGUGCUGCGAGGUGGUGAUGUUCUGGCGUGUGUCAGCAACUUUGAAGACAACAGCAAAUGCGCUGCGUCAGCAGAUCGGCAACCGUGAGGCUGCGCGUCUUGACAGAGACCUCAGAGAAGUACUGGACGAGAUGGCGGGAGAUCCAGAACUGAAGAAGAAACUGUUGUCAGGAAGACGAGUUGAAUUGGCAGAAGAACUGAAGAGAGUGAGACAGGUGCAAGAGAAGUUGGAAGAAUUCAUAGAGGCUCUGAACAAGGAGAAGUAGUCACUUGUAUAUAUAUAUAUAUAUAUGUAGCUGUAUGUUGUAUCUGUGACCUGCGCCUGUGUGUGCGCAACACAUCACAUACAUACACACACACACACACACACACAUACACACACAUACAUACACACGCUGGUAUUUUCAUGAAAGAUUACAUAUUUCUAU